CCCCCCCCAGGGAGGCCGCGCUCGCCGGUGGCGCAGCCGCCGCCGCCGCCGCCGCCGCCGCCGCCGCCGCCAUCAUCAUGUCGAUCUUCACCCCCACCAACCAGAUCCGCCUCACCAACGUAGCCGUGGUGCGGGCGCGGCGCGCCGGGAAGCGCUUCGAGAUCGCCUGCUACCGCAACAAAGUCAUGGGCUGGCGGAGCGGCGCGGAGAAAGACAUUGAUGAAGUUUUGCAGACGCACACGGUGUUUGUGAAUGUCUCAAAAGGUCAGGUUGCGAAGAAGGAAGAUCUCGUUAAAGCGUUUGGAACGGACGACCAAACAGAAAUCUGUAAGAUGAUUUUAUCAAAAGGGGAGUUGCAGGUAUCGGACAAAGAACGACAUACUCAACUGGAGCAGAUGUUUAGAGACAUUGCAACUAUUGUUGCUGACAAAUGUGUGAAUCCUGAAACAAAGAGACCAUACACAGUAAUCCUUAUAGAAAGAGCCAUGAAAGAUAUUCAUUACUCUGUCAAACCAAACAAGAGCACAAAACAGCAGGCACUGGAAGUGAUCCGACAGUUGAAGGAGACCAUGCAAAUUGAGCGUGCUCACAUGAGGUUGCGAUUCAUUCUUCCACCAAAGGAGGGAAAGAAACUGAAAGAAAAGCUGAAGCCACUGAUCAAAGUUAUUGAAAAUGAAGACUUCCAUGAACAGUUAGAAAUUGUGUGCCUUAUUGACCCAGGCUGCUUCAGAGAGAUUGAUGAGCUGAUCCGAUGUGAGACAAAAGGGAAAGGAACGCUUGAAGUGCUCAGUCUGAAAGAUGUGGAAGAAGGAGAUGAAAAGCUUGAAUAAAGAAACCUUAUGGAAAUAGUACUUCUUUAACAAUGUUGCAUUAAGUGACUGAUGUUAGCCACUUUAUUCUAUUAGGCCUUCAUGUUUUUUCCAAUCUCUUGCUGCCAAAUAUUUUCUGACACUAAUUAUUUGGGUUUUUCCAUGCAGUGUUCUUUUUAUUGUUUUACACUUGCUUGGGUUUGCCUAUGGGAAUGUUUUCUGUCAGAGCUGCACUAAUGAGGAUUGAGUUAAGACCUGACAUGGAAGUUACUGUAGCUUUGUUUUGCUGUAAGGGUUGUGACUGAAGAGCAUGUGACUGAUACAGUGCCAAGUGAUUUUUGCUUUUAAUUAUCGUCGUUGAGUGGAAGAUUUCAUAUGUCUCUGAGGGAUAGGUUUUGUAUGUGAGGAGAGAAACCUUUAGAAAAGUGAGCUACACUUUCACUUUUAAACAAACACAAAGUAUGGAUAGUGUCUAAACUCAGUUCUUGGCGGCAUAAAAAAUGACUCACUGAAGAUUUAAAAAAAAACUUGCUAACUUAGAGAAAAUGUUCUCCAAAUAAUUUAUUCAUAAAAUAUAUUUAGCUACACUAAUAAAAAUGAAUUAUAAUCUAUUUAUAUAUUACAGAUACAGAAAGAAAAUUAUUAUUUUUGUUAUGGUAUAGGAGCUAUCUCUGGCAGUGGUAAUGCUUUUAGUAGGCUAAAGGAAUAGCCUGCAUUUCCAAAUUAUUCUCAUUCAGGUGGUGAAAUGAACCGAAUCUUGAAUAUGCAGUGGCCUCUGGCCAUUGAGCUAGAUGGGCUUUUGUUGGACCCUAAUUCCCUAGUGGUAAAUGGUUUGUGUAUGCCUCUUUUCUUUUUUAGUACAACCAAGAGUAAUUCUUGCUGCUGUCCUUCAUACUGUGUCUUUUUAUGCUACUUUUUGAGGAGCACAUAGAAUUUUCAACAAGAUCCUGAGGCGUGGUGCGUAGUUCUUGAUAGUUAAAAUUUGUUUCAGCCAUGUUAAACAAAUGCUUUUAAGUUUUAACUUAUAUUUCAAAGAAGAGGAGGGGAAAAAAAGAAAAAAGGGAGGAGAAAGAGAUGCUAAAAAUACAAACUGGCAUUCAGAGCAUAUAUCCUUGGGUGAAUUGAAGCUAAAUCAGUAGGAACUUAAAGAGCCUUUACUGUUAUGCACCUCUUUCGAUGUGAUUGUACACAGCAAAUCAGAAUUUGCUACCUGGCCAUCAAAUAGAUCCCUGUUCCAGAUUAGCAUGUACUAUAUUCAUUGUUUGCUGUUUACUUCUGCCUAACUGUCAUGUAAUGGGCAUGGUCACGUGCUAAAUCAGUAGGAACUUAAACUUAAAAGAGCCUUUAGUAUUACGUGCUAUCCGAGUUGAUACUGUUGACAUGACCUUUGUAUCAUUAACAGAUGUGAAUUUUUUUUAGAACUUAUGCAGGGAAAUUUGAAGUCAAAUGGAGAAAGAGAGAUUUGACAUCUCAGUUGUAGAGCCUGUGUGACUAGAUCCUUAGUCCUUCUGCAAGGUUAGGUUAAGUUUCUUUAGUAAUAUUUUGGAAGGACUUACUACUGUGGAGUGCGAUUUCACUGAAGGGCAGUGAAAGGAGUAUUUUCUGUUGUCCCCAAAAUAAACUUCCAUGAAUUUUAAAUGCUGCCUAGGGAAGUUUAGUGGCAUCAUUAGUGUAUUUGUCAUGCAGACACAGCCUGAAUGUGGAGAUCUGUACGUGCAUGGCUAGACUGAUAAGAUUCCUUGUGUGUACAAGCCCUUAACUGUCUGUCUUUCAAAUGACCAUCUCUUUACGCAUACCUUAUGAAGCUCUGAAGAUAAUGAUGCUGAUAUUUGUCACUGACAAUUACUACUAACAUAAUUCAUAAAUCUAAAAGUGAGACACUGAGUAAGAGCCUCAGAUGACAUUGCAUUGAUAAUAUUUGAUUUCACAGUCCUAUAAUUUCUUUCUCUUCUAAUUACAACAGCUAGAGCAUAAGAUGAUGGCUGCAAGUUAAUGGUCUUGAGUUACAGAAAUUUAAACUAAUUUUAUGAGUUUCAUGCUAGGAAAAGUAUUUCCUUGUAAGGCCUUUUUCUAGGAAUCAAAUGUUAAAGGUUUUUCUCUUGUGGAGGGAGCUUGGUUUUAUUUAUAAACAAAUAACUGUACAUGCUUGCAUUUCUUGUUAUGUUUGUAGUUCAGCAAAAAUACAUAAAAGCAUCAGAAGAAAUCUCA
Messenger RNA from Rhea pennata, 3017 nucleotides. RefSeq names its product SBDS ribosome maturation factor (gene SBDS). Lineage: Eukaryota; Metazoa; Chordata; Aves; Rheiformes; Rheidae. The record is from RefSeq and is a predicted model, not a curated record. Gene Ontology annotation, biological process: cytosolic ribosome assembly; ribosome biogenesis. The coding region runs from base 78 to 830 and encodes 250 amino acids. The transcript has 5 exons.